Molecule: messenger RNA, 1666 nt
Organism: Dendrobium catenatum
Lineage: Eukaryota; Viridiplantae; Streptophyta; Magnoliopsida; Asparagales; Orchidaceae
Product: E3 ubiquitin-protein ligase SINAT5-like
Exons: 3
Coding region: 157-1128 (323 amino acids)
Biological process (GO): multicellular organism development; ubiquitin-dependent protein catabolic process
Cellular component (GO): cytoplasm
Molecular function (GO): zinc ion binding; protein binding; ubiquitin protein ligase activity
Source: RefSeq, a predicted model, not a curated record
UUUUGCUUUGUUUAGAGUUUGGAUUUAAUUCCAGCAAGUCUCAUCCACCUCUUUUUCUCCACCUCUCCUCUUGAUAUCCUCAGAGACUCGCCUCCCGCUUGUAGUUUCUCUUCCAUCGGUAGUGUGAGGGGGGAAAGCGGCAGGGGCUUUGAAUGAAUGGGAACGGAUAGUGUUGAGUGCGUCUCAUUGGUGGAUGGGAUGGAGGAGGACGAGGCGACGCAUACCUACAAACACCAACCCUUCUGUAAGAAUUUUGGAAGUGGGGGUAUUGGCCAUGGCUGGGGCAUGGCGAGGCCUAGGAUGCCAAUCGUGAUCAGUGUGAACGAGCUGCUCGAAUGUCCUGUCUGCACCAAUUCGAUGUACCCCCCGAUUCACCAGUGCUGCAAUGGGCAUACUCUUUGUUCGACAUGUAAGGCGAAGGUGAACAAUCGUUGCCCGACAUGUAGACAGGAGCUUGGAGACAUUAGAUGUUUAGCUCUGGAAAAGGUGGCUGAAUGUUAUAAACUUCCUUGUAAAUACUACUCGCUGGGAUGCCCUGAAAUCUUCCCAUACUACAGCAAGCUUAAACAUGAAUCCCACUGUACCUUCAGACCAUACAACUGCCCUUAUGUCGGCUCUGAAUGUGCCGUUGUUGGGGAUAUUCCUUUACUUGUUUCACAUCUAAAGGAUGAUCACAAGGUAGACAUGCACAGUGGCUGUACUUUCAACCAUCGAUACGUGAAGUCCAAUCCUAGAGAAGUCGAUAACGCCACCUGGAUGCUCACUGUUUUCAAUUGUUUUGGUCAAUAUUUCUGCCUUCACUUUGAGGCCUUCCUGCUUCAUAAGGCCCCUGUAUAUAUGGCAUUUCUUCGAUAUAUGGGUGAUGAGAAUGAUGCAAGGAAGUAUUGUUAUAGUCUUGAGGUAGGCGCAGAUGGCCGAAAGAUGAUAUGGGAGGGAGCUCCUCGUAGCAUCCGCGACAGCCAUCAAAAGGUUCGCGAUGGUUAUGAUGGUCUCAUAAUCCAGCGAAAUAUGGCACUCCUCAUCUCUGGUGGUGACCAAACGGAGUUGAAGCUAAGGGUCACUGGUCGGAUAUGGAAGGAGCUGUCCAACCCUGAAUCUGGAGUUUCCUUGCCCACCCAACACCUGUAGCUGAAACUAGCAAUCAGGUGCGGUGUGCGGUGCCGUCGGGGAAUGAACUUUGUUGUAUCUAUACUCUUUGGCUUCGUUUGAGGGGAAAUUAUUGGGUUCGGAUACCAGACACAGCUAACGUUUGGUACUUCACAGUACCGAGCAAUACUGAGCUCGGUACUAUGAAGUACUGAGCUCGGUCUUGCUUGGUACUGCUCAGUACCGAGUAGGAGGUGAUGUGACGCAUUUUCAUUGGCUCUGGACGUCGUCCGGUGUCCGAACCCAAUAAUUUCCCUCGUUCGUUCGUUUGAGGCAGUUUUUUUGGCUAUUUUAUAAAACUGCUUUUUAGUUGUACUAAAAAGCCGUUUUAAAAAAUAGCAAAGAAAUUGUUCCAAACAAAGCCUUAAUUGCAUCAGUACCAUCUCUGUGCUGUAAGAUAGAAAAGGAGGAAAGAUGCAAGUUGUACAAGCAUAUACUGAGAAUUCUUUUCAAGACCUGUUUAUUGAUAAAUGUUCAUUUCAUAAAUUUUCUGUGACAAUGGUAGCUAUAUUGUUAGACA